AUGACCCCAGACGUUGUGAUUGUUGGAGCGGGUGCAGCAGGUAUAUCAGCUGCCGUUAAAUUAAAUAAAUGCGGCUUUAAAAACGUGAUCGUAUUAGAGGCCAGUGAUAGAAUUGGCGGCAGAAUUUGCACAAAACCAUUUGGAAGCAAUAAAGUUGAUUUGGGAGCGCAAUGGUGCCAUGGCCAAGAGGGAAAUAUUGUAUACGAUAUAGUGAAGGACAUGGAUCUGUUAAGUGGCUCUGAAAUGUACCACGACAAUGAAUUUUUGGUUUCAGAUGGAACAAUCGUUCCCAAAAACAUUUCUAGGAAACUUGAAAAUCUUUAUCACAAAAUUGCAUCAAAAGACGACGGGAUGAUAAACUCUGAUUUAUCACUCGGGCAGUUCAUGAUCAACAAUGCAAAUUCUGCUGAACAAUUACAAGACGAGGACGAAGAAAGUGGUUGCUUCUGUGUUAAGUGCGAUGCAUUUUUAACCAGUUUCUGGUAUUAUAAACUUAUGAAAUUAAAUGAAUAUCAAGAUGUAGAUGAGACCCUUAGUGAACAAUUUUUGGAAUGGUGCCAUAGAUUCCACAAUAGCUAUGAUGCUUCUGAUAAAUGGUUCGAAAGCUCUGCAAAAGGAUAUUUGGAGUAUCACGAAUGUCCUGGACAUCCUUUGUUGAAUUGGAAAGGCGCUGGAUAUCUGAGAUUUUUAGAAGUUAUUAUGAAUAAAUAUCCCGAUGAAAACAAAGCAUUAAAAUUAGAUAUUCGCUUUCAUAAAGAAGUUAUAUCAAUAGAAUGGGAGCGACCGACAGCAAAAAAAUCUGUAAUAAUAAAAUGUAAAGAUAAUUCUACAUAUGAGGCAGAUCAUGUUAUCGUUGCUGUUCCUUUAGGAGUGCUUAAAAAUAGUCCGACAUUAUUUACACCAAAUUUGCCACAGUACAAAAAAAAUUGUAUAGAAAAUCUGGGUUUUGGCACUGUCGAUAAAAUUUUUCUUCGCUUCGAAAACAAAUGGUGGCUUCCUGAAUGGAACGGUAUCAGAUUAUUGUGGACUGUUGAAGAUAGAGAGGAAUUACUUAAAAAGAAUGAAUUAGAAAAAUGGGUGGAUGAUGUAUUUGGCUUCUACACCGUGGAUCAAUGUUCCGAUGUGCUCUGCGGUUGGGUGACUGGUCCUUCGGCAAAAAUUAUGGAGUCUUUGAGCGAUGAAAAAGUUUUACAAAUAUGUUCAGAUUUAAUAAGAAAAUUUGUGACAAAAUAUGAAUCAAAAACUGCUAAAAGGUACUGCGAUCCUGUUGAGGUAUUAAGAAGCAAAUGGGGAACAAAUCCAUAUAGCCGAGGUUCUUAUUCGCUUCGACUACUAAAAACUGAAAAUUUUGGUGGCAGUUCUACAGAAUUAUCACAACCUGUCAUUGAUGCAUCAGGAAGGUCAGCUAUUUUAUUUGCUGGAGAAGCUACGAGUCAGAAUUAUUAUUCAACGGUCCACGGAGCUACCGAAAGCGGUUUUAGAGAAGCUAAUAGAAUAAUUAAUCUCAGCAAAAGCACAAAGAAUGGCCAGUGAUGAAUAUUAAUAAAUUAACAAAAAAUAAUUGUUUCACAUGUGGAAUUUAUUAUA
Ctenocephalides felis (cat flea) is the source of this 1587-nucleotide messenger RNA. RefSeq names its product spermine oxidase-like. NCBI's taxonomy places the organism in Eukaryota, Metazoa, Arthropoda, Insecta, Siphonaptera, Pulicidae. The record is from RefSeq and is a predicted model, not a curated record. Gene Ontology annotation, molecular function: polyamine oxidase activity. The coding region runs from base 1 to 1533 and encodes 510 amino acids. The transcript has 9 exons.